GGGAGAAAGUGAUUCGUUGCAUUAACAAAUAAAGAUAAUGCCAUUGGCCGAAAUCCGUUCAACGUAUUCAACAUGUGUCAGUGUCACAAUCACAAGCCAAAUCCAGGAAAAUGAUAAUUGUACAACACAGCUACACAAUCUUUAUUUUCAUUUUUCUUGAAACCCUGCACACUCUUUUUUGAAUAAGUAUUAUUGUUGUAAAAUUUGAAUUAAGUGAAUAGAAAAGGAUGGCAUUUCUUUUGUAGGAAUUUAGUGGGAAUUUCAAGAAAUUGAGCUCGGGUAGAAGGGGCUUGUGUGUCAUCAUGUGACAAAGCUGCUGUUCAGCUGAAAUCAGGCAGCUCUCUCCCUCUUUCUCAUGCCCAUCUUUCUCUGUUUUUAUAUUUUGUUUAUGAUGAUGAAAUUUGAAUAAAAUUAUAGAAAUUCUUGAUGACCCGGACGAGAAAAAUUGAUUCUUGGUAAGUUUUGAGCGCGUAUUUAUGCUUGAAUUCUUGUUUCUUGUAUUUAAGCUUUUCUCUGUGUAUGUGUGUUUCACAUGUGCAGGUUGGAAUUGGGGCAUAUAUACUGUGCAAUUCCUAGUGGAAAUCUGCUGAGGUGAUCAAAGGAUUUAAAAAAAAAAAAUGAGUGCUAGGGUUUAUUCUUGAUUUGUGCUCUCUAUUUUUCUGAAUUUUGAGAACUGUUGCUUUUUUGUGGAAAAAAUUCCAGCAUAGAUUGCCAAAACAUGUGUAUUAUGAUCACCAAUUAAUGAUGUUACCAUAAUAGAAUUGGGUUUUGGGAUUUGGCAUUUAAUUCCGUAACCUCUCCAUCUAAUUGGCUCUGGGAAUAAACUUAGAAGAAUGUCUGAGAGCAGCUUUGAUGUGUAAAUGUCUUCAUCAGUUUGUGAAAAGAGGAUUCUGCCAUCAAGGCACCUUUUUUGCCUCAUAGCAAUAGCAGUGUUUCUAUUGAUUUCCUCUUCACUGUCGCUUAUUGAGUUCCGUGACAAUCCUUCGUCGCCUAGCUCGGUUUUUCAGUUUAUAAGUUUGAGCAAUGCAUCAGCUGGCUCGAAUUCAAGUAGAAAAGGCGAUAAACAGGGGAGUCGUGUUCUUGAUAUUCGUAGGCCGGAGGAUAGGAAGAAUGUAGUUAGUGAGAUCGAUUCACAAGGUUCUGAACCCAAGAAGGUUGAGGAAGAGAGCUCAUCUUGUGACAAAGGGCGGGCUCUCCUUAGGGUAUAUAUGUAUGACUUGCCUCUUGAGUUUCAUUUUGGGUUGUUAGGUUGGAGGGGAACCGGAAAUCAAAUUUGGCCUAGUGUUGAUGAACAGAGUAGGAUCCCGUCUUACCCUGGUGGUCUAAAUUUACAGCAUAGUGCGGAGUAUUGGCUCACUCUCGAUCUCCUUGCAUCGAGUACUGCAAGUGUGAUCAGGCCGUGUAGUGCAAUCAGAGUCAAUGACUCUAGGGAAGCUGAUGUGGUCUUUGUGCCCUUUUUCUCGUCUUUGAGUUACAACCGGCACUCAAAGCAUCAGGGUAAGCAGAGUGUUAGUCUCGAUAGGCUGCUGCAGGAACGGCUGGUGGGAUUUCUGAAAGGUCAGAGAGAGUGGAGGCGAUCUGGCGGGAAAAAUCAUUUGAUUGUAGCCCAUCACCCGAAUAGCAUGUUAGUUGCUAGAGAAAAGCUGGGGUCGGCCAUGUUUGUGCUCGCUGAUUUUGGGAGAUACCCGUUCGAAAUAGCUAAUGUUGAGAAGGAUGUGAUUGCCCCUUACAAACAUAUGGUGAGAACAAUCCCAGCUGCUGGUUCGGCCCCUUUCAGUGAAAGGCCGAUAUUGGUCUAUUUUCAAGGAGCAAUUUAUAGGAAGGAUGGUGGAGCUAUUCGCCAAGAGCUAUUCUACCUUCUCAAAGACGAGAAAGACGUGCACUUUACAUUUGGAAGUGUUCAAUCACACGGGAUUAGCAAGGCGGGUAAGGGAAUGGCCUCAUCCAAGUUCUGCCUAAAUAUUGCCGGAGACACCCCUUCAUCCAACCGUCUGUUUGAUGCCAUUGCAAGCCACUGCGUUCCUGUGAUCAUCAGUGAUGAGAUUGAGCCACCGUAUGAAGAUGUGCUCGACUACUCUGAAUUCUGCAUAUUCGUCCGUGCAUCAGAUGCCGUGAGCAAAGGUUACCUCCUGAAUCUUCUCAGAGGCAUCAAACAAGGGGAGUGGACCAAAAUGUGGGAAAAGUUGAAGGAGAUUGCUGGACAGUUUGAGUACCAGUAUCCGUCUCGACCUAAUGAUGCUGUCGAUAUGAUCUGGCAGACUGUUUACCGCAAGAAAAUGCACACAAAGCUGGAUCUACAUCGGGGGUCUAGGUACCGCAGGUCACAAUUUCAAUAAUGUUUUAGAAUAUUGAAUUCUGCACUAGGAAUUCAUAGAUAAUGUUUUUUGUUAUUCCCAUUUUUGUGGUGUGUAGAAUAUGCAAACUCAGUUUUAGCAAGUUUAUAUUCAUUCAAA
This is a messenger RNA of Salvia miltiorrhiza (redroot sage), 2453 nucleotides long. Its product is annotated as probable arabinosyltransferase ARAD1. Lineage: Eukaryota; Viridiplantae; Streptophyta; Magnoliopsida; Lamiales; Lamiaceae. Bases 861 to 2336 code for a protein of 491 amino acids. The record is from RefSeq and is a predicted model, not a curated record. Gene Ontology annotation, molecular function: glycosyltransferase activity. The transcript has 2 exons.